Myotis daubentonii (Daubenton's bat) is the source of this 3492-nucleotide messenger RNA. It is a transcript of the gene PPEF1, whose product is annotated as protein phosphatase with EF-hand domain 1. Gene Ontology annotation, molecular function: phosphoprotein phosphatase activity; manganese ion binding; iron ion binding. The record is from RefSeq and is a predicted model, not a curated record. Gene Ontology annotation, biological process: detection of stimulus involved in sensory perception. Lineage: Eukaryota; Metazoa; Chordata; Mammalia; Chiroptera; Vespertilionidae.
CAGAUAGUUCUUCCUGCCACCGGUUGUCCCUCUAUCCUUCCCCGCUCAACCGCGGUGUUUGCGGGGCGGUCUCGGCGGGCUGAAGAGGACACAACCCCUUAGGGCAGCUUCCCUCAGCUGGAUUGCUUGCCAUCCUCAAGCUUGAAAACCACGUGAAACCGUAUCUUUAAGUGCUGAGUGGGACAUGGUUGAAGGCUGUGGCUGUCCUUUUCACUGGAGUUUUCCUCCGAAGCUACCAGAAUGAUGGAGAAAUGGUACUGAUUGUAUGAAAACAACCCCUUCAGACAACUGUCUUCCUGGGAAGGCCCCUGAAAGAAACAGCUAAAGAAGUUGAAGCCGAAGAUAUUGAAUGCCUUGUCUGAGACCAUUCUGCUGGUGAGUGGCAGGGCUGGGCUCAUACUCACUCUUCUGAUACCUAAGUGAUUUCGGGAGGCCCGUGUCCACAAAGGCUACAUAUUUUUCCUAUGAGGGCCAUGGUCUUUUGUAAUAUUUUGUAUGCAUGCCAGCAAGGAAAUGGAUACUUUUUCUUUUUUAUCUUUUGUAAUUUCAAAUGAAAUCCACAAAAGCAGGAACCAAGAACCUGCGGAAACAGCUGUUGAUUUUCACAUUGAAACCACCAGAGUCAUGGAUAGUGCCUCAGAUGGCCACAGUUUUGCCCGGCACUUCAGUCUGUUCAGUUGGAUUUGUGAGACCUGUCACCCCCAGUUUCAGAAGGAAUCUGAGGUUGCAAGUGACAGAAAAUUCAGCCCAAACUGAGUAGGCAAAACAGGCCUCAAAUGAAUCUGACUUGAAAAUUCCGAAGUUAAGUCUCAGUCCUCCUCAAGUAACACCUAUGAGCAAGAGGAUGGAUUGAGUCCGAGCCUCCAGCCCAGGCCAGAAGAUACACCAACGAGCCAAACUAAGACAACACAUCCAUCUUCAGCUGGAGGAAAACCAGAUAACAUCUGAGUAGAAGCUGGAAACAUCAUUUUACAAACAUAUAAGACUUCAGUAUUCCUCAUAGAGAACGUUUUUUUUGGGGGGUGAGGAAAAACCUCUGCAUUGGCCAAGCAAAAGAACCAGGCUCUGUGACUGAAGUGUCAGCUAAGGAGUGGUUUCUCACACCUCUUCACACCAUCUGGGAAUAAGAAGUUGCAACUAUUUCACACCAUCUAGAAGACAUGGGCUGUGGUAGUUCAUCAAUUAAAAUCAAGAAAUCUGCAAAAACAAUAAGAGCUGCACUGAUUAUCCAAAAUUGGUACCGAGGUUACAGAGCUCGGUUGAAGACCAGACAACGUUAUGCUCUCACCAUCUUCCAGUCCAUUGAAUAUGCCGAUGAACAAGGCCAAUUACAGUUAUCCAAUUUCUUUUCCUUCAUGUUGGAAAACUACGUACAUAUACAAGAGAAAGAUCCAACUUUAGUAAAUCGGCUGUUUGGUUGCGCCCCCCAGGACGACAGGGGUAGACAGGAAUGUAUAGGGAUAAUAGAGGUCCCAGAAUCGUAUAGUGGCCCUCGGCUGCAAUUUCCACUCAAUACUAAUUCUCUUACUAUAAUGAUUGAGGCCUUUAAGAAGCAGCAGAUACUCCAUGCCUAUUAUGUUUUAGAGAUACUAUUCGAAACUAAGGAAGCCAUGAAGCAAAUGCCAAAUUUUACUCAUAUAAGAACUUGUCCCACCAAAGACAUAACAAUCUGUGGCGAUUUACAUGGAAAAUUGGAGGAUCUCCUUUUGAUCUUCUCCAAGAAUGGCCUCCCCUCAGGGUAUAACCCAUAUGUUUUUAACGGUGAUUUUGUAGAUCGAGGAAAAUGUUCCAUCGAGAUCUUAAUGAUCCUGUUUGUGAGUUUUCUUCUCUAUGGCGAUGACCUGUGCUUGAACAGAGGAAACCAUGAAGAUUUUUUGAUGAAUAUGAGGUAUGGCUUCACAAAAGAAGUCUUGAGCAAAUAUAAGAUACAUGGGAAAAAAAUCCUACAAGUCUUGGAAGAAGUUUUUGCCUGGCUACCACUCGGUACAAUCAUUGAUGAUGAAAUCCUGAUCAUGCAUGGUGGCAUAUCAGAGUCCACAGAUCUGAAUUUACUCCAUCACAUAGAGAGAAACAAAAUGAAAUCCGUGCUAAUGCCACCAGUUCCAGUGGAUAAAGAUAGUGGUACUGAGAUGAAGAAUAAAGGACAUGUGCCUCGAGGAGUCAAAUUAAGUGGAUCACCUUCUGAUUAUUUAACAAAGCAUGAGUGGGAACAGGUUAUCGAUAUUCUGUGGAGUGAUCCUAGAGGGAAACGAGGCUGUUAUCCAAACACAUGUCGAGGAGGGGGCUGCUAUUUUGGGCCAGAUGUUACCUCGAAGUUUCUUAAUAAAAACCAUUUGAAGCUGCUCAUUAGGUCUCACGAAUGUAAGCCUGAAGGGUAUGAAAUAUGCCAUGAUGGGAAGGUUAUUACGGUAUUUUCUGCUUCUAAUUAUUAUGAAGAAGGCAGUAAUCGAGGUGCUUACAUCAAGGUUGGUUUUUGUACAACCCUUCGAUUUUUCCAGUACCAAGUAACAAAGGCAACAUGCCUAAGACCUCUUCAUCAAAGAGUGAACACCAUAGAAAGUAGUGCCAUCAGGAUACUGAAAGAGAGAAUGGUUUCACGAAAAACAGAUCUCAUUCGUAGUUUCCAACUUCAAGACCGAACUAAAUCAGGAAAAAUUUCUAUGGGACAAUGGGCUUUUUCUAUGGAAAACACCUUGGGGCUGAACUUACCAUGGAGAACCCUGAGUUCACAUCUGGUUCUCACAGACGAUGAUGGGAAUAUUGACUACAUGACCUGCUUCCACGAUAUUCAAAUUCAAAAACCUGUGAAAGAGGCUCAGUCAGCUCUCAUUGAAACUCUGUACAGAUACCGAUCUGACCUGCAAAUCAUUUUUAAUGUCAUUGACUCUGAUCACUCAGGUCUUAUCUCGAUGGAAGAAUUUCAUUCCAUGUGGAAACUUUUUUGUAGUCACUACAACCUUCAUAUUGGUGAUUCCCAAGUUGAUGAGCUUGCUGAAAGAAUGGACUUGAACAAAGAUGGAAGCAUCGACUUUAAUGAGUUUUUAAAAGCUUUCUAUGUGAUACACCAACUUGACAACUUGAACAAAUCAAACACCCAACUUGCUUAAUAAGAAGUAGAGCUUCCCCUCCUUAUGAACAUAGUCACGAAUACAAUCUUUUGCAGUACCAGUAGUAGAAAGAAGUAGACCCCAAUUUCUGCCAUAAGCAGAUGUGUAAUGUGGGUAUUAGAAGUACCUAGUAAGCUAUUUUGUUAAUACUAGGUUAAAUGUCAGCCCCAGUGGUAGGAAUCACACAUUUCUAGAUAGAAACUGAUUUUGAGACUAGCGUUGGUCUCUUUGAUGUCCACCUACUAGGAGACCAGAGCAGUUUAGAAACAUACUAAAAGAAAGAAACCUAUAGAACACAGAAAAAAACUACACCAUCUGUAAGUGGCCCAGGAAUAGGAGGAGGAAUACUGAACUACUAAUGUAAUAAAAUAUUUCCAGCUUUCAA